Messenger RNA from Cladocopium goreaui, 356 nucleotides. NCBI's taxonomy places the organism in Eukaryota, Dinophyceae, Suessiales, Symbiodiniaceae. The record is from the annotation of a GenBank genome assembly.
GCUUGUCUGAAUUGGACCACAUCAAGGUUGGUACUCGAAAGGCCAUUGAGACAGCAGUGGCCAAGUGGAAAAAUGGCAGUGCCAAGGGGAUGGAAGCGAUGUGCUUCAGGGCUAUGAAGGAGAAUUGCGUUCAAUGUCGUGCGAAGAAGGCAAAACGAAAUUCCGUGGAGAUGUGUGUCAAGAAAUUUCUGCUGGGCCAAGCACGCGGAGUCCUGUCUACUUGCUGGCUCAGUUGGAAGAAGGAUGCCCUGGAGUCACAGCGCCUGGCUGCUGAGCACAAGCGCUUCGAGGACUUCCUCGACGGAGAGCGUCAGGGAGCUCUGAGUAGACCAGCUAGAUCCAAUGACUUGACUUGA